Puntigrus tetrazona (Sumatra barb) is the source of this 743-nucleotide messenger RNA. Its product is annotated as testis-expressed protein 49-like. Lineage: Eukaryota; Metazoa; Chordata; Actinopteri; Cypriniformes; Cyprinidae. The coding region runs from base 116 to 454 and encodes 112 amino acids. The transcript has 4 exons. The record is from RefSeq and is a predicted model, not a curated record.
AUCCAUGGAAACACGUUAAACAGCGUUUGAGGAGAGCGCGUGAAUGUCGCGUUAGACUCCGCUCGUUGCUUCUGCUAUCUGUUGUUUUGCUAGUUCUCGUAAUACGGUUUAGAUUAUGGCUUUCUUCGGGCUCACAUAUUUGGGCUAUCAGAACCCUUUUCUGGACAGGAUGGUAACACCUGCCCAAAACAAACUUUCACGAGACUCAUCAGACCUGCAUCUCGGCGGCCAGUGCAGAUAUCAGGACUUCAGCAGACGCGUUCAGAGGUCUCCUAAACAACUGUAUCGUGUACCCGUGACGGACAACCAGCAGUAUGGCUGGUGGGUUUCCACCGAUGGCCUGAGGAGCCGGGAGCCUUGGACUCAAACCCGUCGCUUCCCACGCAAAAACAGCGAAAUGACAAAGUUUGUGAAUGAAAUGUCAAUGACCUGCCCAGACUUCAUCUUAUUUUGACUCCUGGUCCAUGAAAGCGUAAUAAGGCCGUAUAAUCACAUGGUCAUCACAGUCCAUACUGCAACACCGCAGCGUGUCCCUUUGCUUUGCAGAACACAAGGUACAGAGGACACACAACUUACACUAACACGGGUGUAACAUAUUCACCGCAUCUAUGACCGUGCCAUAUCGAUUAUAGAAUUUGGUGCAAUAAAUUUAGUCCUAAUCUGUAUGUGCUAAAUGUUGUUCUUUGCAUAUAUCUGCGUCAUGGUGGCUAAGUCUAGUAAUAAAACAAUGAACCAUUUGAGAA